AAAGGGGAGUGAGCGGAAAGGAGGCGGCCGCGGGAGCGUAGCGGGACGGCGGCGAGCUGCCCGAGCCAGCGGCUGCCCGAGCCAGCGGCUGCCGGCGGGCGAGGCGCCCGGGCCAUGGCGCAGCGGGACGGCGGCGGCGGCGGCGGCGGGGGGGUGCCCCGCCUGCUGCUCUGGCUGGCGCUGUGGGGACUGUGGCGCGGCGGCGACGCCGGCGCCCUGCCCGCCCGCGGGGAGGCCCGGCCCUUCGGCGCGGGCCCGCCGGCGGCCUGUAGCCCGCGCUGCCAGCACGGCGGGCUCUGCCUCGGUAACGGCACCUGCCUCUGCUCCAAGGGCUACGAGGGCGAGCUCUGCCAGCACGCAACAUGUUAUCCAAAAUGCAAAAAUGGUGGGGAGUGCCUCAGACCUGGAAAAUGCAGAUGUCCACCUGGCUAUGGGGGUAGAUACUGUCAUAAAGUAAGCUGUGAAGGAGGCUGUCAAAAUGGUGGGGAAUGCAUCUCUGUCAAUGGAGUUGUGAAGUGCCUUUGUGCUUCUGGUUGGACAGGAUCAAGAUGCCAAGAAGCAAUUUGUCCUCAAGGUUGUCGGAAUAAUGGAGCUUGUGUGGCUCCUGGGAUUUGUAGCUGUCCAGCUGGAUGGGUCGGUGGAGCAUGUCACUUAGCUGUAUGUAAACUACCUUGUCAACAUGGAGGAAAAUGCAUAGCUCCAAACGUGUGCAGAUGUCGACUGCCGUACUCUGGUCUACAGUGUACAAAGAAAAGGAAGGAAUGAAGCAACUUCAGCAAAGAUAAGCUGCAUUUUCUUCAUGUAACUCUUCAUACAGAGAUGAAGUCUGCAGCAGUGGGGGACCUUAAAACAAACACGGUAACUAAUUGAUUUCAGAUAGCUUUCUGUCUUCAGUAUAUUAAGUAAACGCUUUUCUGUAUGAAAGAAAAGUAUUGCUGAUUGUAACAAAGCUGUUAUAAGUAUCCAAGUGUGUGUAGUGUAUGGCACACAUUUUCUUCUGUUCUCAUUUUUCCUUCGUAAGCAGAAGUAUUAUGUCUUGGUUAAUACAGCUGACCUUGAAAUAAAAUUUACUCUUCAAAUAAAGUACUUCAGAAUAGA
Aquila chrysaetos chrysaetos is the source of this 1098-nucleotide messenger RNA. RefSeq names its product von Willebrand factor D and EGF domain-containing protein-like. NCBI's taxonomy places the organism in Eukaryota, Metazoa, Chordata, Aves, Accipitriformes, Accipitridae. The record is from RefSeq and is a predicted model, not a curated record. The transcript is spliced from 5 exons. Gene Ontology annotation, molecular function: signaling receptor binding. Gene Ontology annotation, biological process: anatomical structure development. Gene Ontology annotation, cellular component: cell surface; extracellular region. The coding region runs from base 115 to 765 and encodes 216 amino acids.